AGAAAAGUCUCGUCGCCGCCUCGCCUCGCCUCGCCUACAGCGGUCAGUAGCAAUGGCACAAGAAAGCUGGAAAAAUGAGUCUGAGGAGACCGUCCACACACCGGAGGCCCCAAUAUUGUGUGUAAACAACUGUGGCUUCUUCGGCAGCAGCAUGACGAACAAUAUGUGUUCGAAGUGCUACCGGGACUUCAUUAAGGUCACAACAAUGGUUCCUGUAGUGGACAAGAAAGUGUUUACAGCAGCUUCGUCGUCGAAGACACCAUUGGAACCAGCAAAGCCGGAUGAAGUGCCUGCCGCAGCUGUAGAGGAUAAGCAAGAGGCACAGGAGCCUCCAAAGCCACCCAGCAACCGAUGCCUGUCAUGCCGCAAAAAGGUUGGCCUGACUGGUUUCCAAUGCCGAUGUGGAGGAACCUUCUGCUCAACACACCGCUACACCGAAGCCCACAACUGCACCUUUGACUACAAGAAGGCAGGCCGAGAUCAGAUCGCCAAGCAGAAUCCUGUUGUGAUAGCCGAGAAGAUCAACAAGAUCUGAUUGAAGGUUAUGGAAGGGCCAUUUAAUCUCUCUAUUCAUGGUGGCAACCGAGUCUUCAAGUUUACUUCAACCAGUAGGUUCCUUCAGGUCUGGGUUAGUAUGCUAGGAAGUCCCAAUUGUGUCCAUCCUUCUCCCUACCAUGGUUUCAUUAUCUGGCAAUUAAGGAAUAAUAUUGUAAAUAUAUCUAUUCUAUUCUUAACUAUAUUCUAUCCUAUUGGUUAUUAUUACAGCA
Oryza brachyantha (malo sina) is the source of this 767-nucleotide messenger RNA. Its product is annotated as zinc finger A20 and AN1 domain-containing stress-associated protein 9. Gene Ontology annotation, molecular function: zinc ion binding; DNA binding. Lineage: Eukaryota; Viridiplantae; Streptophyta; Magnoliopsida; Poales; Poaceae. The record is from RefSeq and is a predicted model, not a curated record. The coding region runs from base 53 to 535 and encodes 160 amino acids. The transcript has 2 exons.